CUGCCCUCCCGACGCCAUUUUUCGGUCUCGUACUCGCACUUCUGGUGGCUAGGGUGAGGGGGGGAAGAGCAGAAACAAGGGAAAGUAAAAAAUAUAGAUCUGUUAAGCCAGAAUCCCUCGUGAGCGUUCAGGGUUGCACGAGGGAACUACAGCUUAACAUUAGAGCACCUGAGAUGCAGGCACAGGAAACAAGCCGCUGCUGUGAAAUAAUUUUUUGUGUGAAGACGUGUUGCGGGCCGCCAUUUUUUUGCUGUGCUGCCUCAAAAGUCUACUCCGACUCGAGAAAGGGGAUACAAAAACGCACUUCCUUGACGCGUGCCUUACUGUAAAAACAAGAAGAUACGAAGUUGUUAUUUCGACCUCUACUCGCGGCAACUGGCAACUAUUAACAAACAUGAGGAUUGAACAGAUGAAAAACUGAGGCCACCUUUUCCGUUCUCAUAACUGACACUGACUGGAGGAGACGAAUUAUCAGAAGAGAAGCCUGGUGUUUUCUCGGAAGGCGGAACAAAAAAGGGAAGCUUCAUUGAUCAGUUGUUGCUUCGGUCUCCGUCGAUGUUUAUCUGUCAAAUGUCUACUGCAAGAUUUGAGUCAUCUGACCGGUCCGCCUGGUAUUUUGGACCUGUGUCACGACAAGAGGCACAGAAUAGGUUACAAGGACAGAGGCAUGGCAUGUUUCUUGUUCGAGACUCCUCGACAUGCCCUGGCGACUACGUACUGUCAGUGUCAGAAAACUCCAAAGUGUCUCACUAUAUCAUCAACUCUUUGCCCAGCAAGAGGUUUAAGAUUGGCGAUCAAGAAUUCGAGCACCUUCCUUCUCUACUGGACUUCUACAAGAUCCACUACUUGGAUACGACCACGCUGAUAGAGCCAGCACCCAGGUACCCAAGCACAGUGACAUGUCCCAUCCAGCCUGUGGGUGGCCCUGAGGAGAACCUGGAGUAUGUGCGGACUCUAUACGACUUCACUGGCAGUGAUGCAGAGGAUCUUCCUUUCAAGAAGGGAGAGAUCCUCAUCAUCCUGGAGAAACCUGAGGAGCAGUGGUGGAGUGCUAAGAGUAAAGAUGGACGUGUUGGGAUGAUCCCCGUGCCCUAUGUGGAGAAAUUGGUACGACCUUCCCCUCACCCUGGCCAGCCUUCCCAUGGAUCUCGCAACUCCAACAGCUAUGGAAUCCCAGAGCCCUCCCAUGCACUCGUCCAUGCCUACGCCCAGCCACAGACGCCUACACCAUUGCCCCCUGGGACACCUGGACCUGUCAUCACACCUCUACCGUCCAUGCAGAAUGGCCCAGUCAUGGCAAAGGCCAUCCAGAAACGUGUGCCCUGUGCCUACGACAAAACAGCUCUUGCUCUAGAGGUCGGCGACAUCGUCAAGGUGACAAGGAUGAACAUCAGCGGUCAGUGGGAGGGAGAGGUGAACGGACGGAGGGGUCUCUUCCCAUUCACCCACGUCAAAAUCAUAGACCCCCAGAAUCCAGAUGAGAGUGACUGACCUUAAGAGUCCGACUGGACCCUCUAGCCAGUAUCGACCCAUACCUGAAUGUGCUGGCUGUCUCCAUCUUUCCCCGCCAGUGCCACCGCGGUCACACAUGCUUGCCUGCUUGUCUCGGUACAAUGAUAGCGACCCCUCUGUUGUUGGCGACCGUCAUGAGGCUUUCUGACUGUUUACAGCUUUGGACAUUGGAUCCAAACUACAAACCUGACCCCACUUCUCCCGGGCCUGUUCCCUAGUGUUUUUUUGGUUCCUGGCUGGACAGUGUGUUCGCAUUUUAGUGUCCUUUUCAUUUCCAGAUCACUGGGCAUCAGUGUGAGUGUGUCUGUGUGUGCGUAUGUAUCAGUGCAUGAGUGUGUUCGCAGUAGACAUUUGCCAUAACAUUUAAAAAUUUGAUUCUCUGGAUAUUUGUCAUGUUUGAAGUCUUUGGGGAAUUUGGAGUGUGUUGGUGUGCUUUGUUGAUGUGGGUAGAUCUUUACGAAGUAGGGAAACACGUUAUCCCUAUGGACUUGAGAGAGCACUAAGGCAUCGAGGAACUAACCAGCCGGUCAGAUGUUACUUCUCCAAACAAUCAAGUCACUGUUGUACCUUAACUAGCACAUAGUGCAUACACGGACACUCAUCUGCCAUGAGAAAUUCAGGCUGACAGGUUUUUGAUGUGUACGUGAUGUGCAACUGGAGUCGGAAGGAAGCAGGAGUCAUGAUUUGCUCUUCAACCUGGCACAAAUCCAGCUGACAAGUUAUUUAUCUUUAGUUUGUUAGACAUGACAAGGCCAUAUGUGAGUUUAUCUUUUUCUUAUUUGUGCCACAAGAUCAACCAUAGUUCUCAUUUUGUUGAAUUUGUGAUUGGAGAUGUAUGGUAAAGGGGUAACGUUGCAUGUCUACUUCUUACCUCUCUUUACUGUCCGACACAUUAUUUUCAAACAAAAGGACAUUACUUAGAGGUUAGUAGGUUUGUCGUGCCAACAGCACCAAGCACUAGAAGAUGAAUAACAAUUCUGCAUAGGCGUGCAAAAGCUUUGACCAGGUUUAAAAACUUAGCAACAGCAGUAGCCCUGGCCAGCACUUUCCACAAGCAUCUGACUACCAGGCUAGUGUAGUUAGGGCACAACGAUCGGCUGCUUUCUACGAAGGUGAGAUACAGUGGCUUAGGUCGGAAAAGGAAAAAAAAUCAGUAAAGCCAAUGAGAUCCCAUUAAUGCCUUUUUCAGAGGGUAGUAUGAAUGCAUCUUCGAGCGCAUGCAAUACCCUCUCUAACUUUGUUUUUAAUGUGAUGUUACCCGUGUCAUGUUAGGAUUUCAGACAGCUUUAUUCCUGAAAUAUUUGGUCUGUGCACAAUGUCUCUUUAUGCAAACAGACUGUAUCCAUGUGGAGGAAAGCAUUUUUUGUUCAGACUGUGCUGCAAACAAUAGCAUUCAAGUCGCCGCUCAGGAUUGAACAGUAGUGCAGACAAGUUUAAUUUCUGCUGUAAAGUGAACUAUCCCCCUGUCUUUCUUCAUGCUUUUUAUUGAAAGCAUUGAAUGGCCGUCACUCAGAAUUGUAUUGUGCAGCUUUUGGUUCCCUUUCCCUCCAAUAGUUUCUAGUCUGCUUUUUAAAUCAAGUGUUUUUUGUUAACAAUGAGUGAUGUUAAUAAAAGUACCUAUGGUGACAUUUACAAAAGGGAAAAAUGCCUGCUGGUUGCCUCUGUGCAUGACCUCUUGGCUUGGGGAGAUGUUCUUCUCAGCCAAAUGCUGCUUAAUGUCAUUUUGUUUCCUUAUUAAAUAAAGGUUUCUUUUAUUUGAAUACCUCCUGGUCCGUGCAAACAAACCAGUGUGGGUUUUUCCUCAUCAGACAUAAUGAAAUCUACUAAUUAAGCAAUACACCCUGAUUCUUUCUUUUGUUGAGGUGAACUUGCUUUUCUCAUGCUUCUAAAUUGUUUUUCUAAUGGCAUUAACAGUAUUACUGUGCUCUCUUCUCAUAUUCUAGAAAAGCCUGUCUUUUACUUAAGAAUUGAAAAUUGUGCCUUUUAUUUUCUUAUACCAUUUACAUGUGUUAAUAUUUCCCAUGGUUAACACCUGUGCUGGUAUUGACCCUUUAUGUACAGAACAAGUAAAUAAAAUUUACGUCUACUUCUUUAA
Cheilinus undulatus (humphead wrasse) is the source of this 3607-nucleotide messenger RNA. RefSeq names its product v-crk avian sarcoma virus CT10 oncogene homolog-like (gene crkl). Lineage: Eukaryota; Metazoa; Chordata; Actinopteri; Labriformes; Labridae. Gene Ontology annotation, biological process: positive regulation of ERK1 and ERK2 cascade. The record is from RefSeq and is a predicted model, not a curated record. The transcript is spliced from 4 exons. Gene Ontology annotation, molecular function: protein binding. Bases 556 to 1491 code for a protein of 311 amino acids.